Molecule: messenger RNA, 1251 nt
Organism: Brassica oleracea var. oleracea
Lineage: Eukaryota; Viridiplantae; Streptophyta; Magnoliopsida; Brassicales; Brassicaceae
Product: basic 7S globulin-like
Exons: 2
Coding region: 19-1251 (410 amino acids)
Biological process (GO): proteolysis
Molecular function (GO): aspartic-type endopeptidase activity
Source: RefSeq, a predicted model, not a curated record
GUUUAAACAUAAAAAAAAAUGGCUUUUCGUUUGAGCUUCUCACUGCUUUCACUAAUCCUUCUCUGCCUAGCAAAUACAUCAGAGUCUUUUCGAGAACCAAAGGUUCAAGCGUUUCUGCACCCUAUUUACAAAGACAAGGCCACAAAGCUCUACUCCUUGCCUUUGGCCGUCGGCACGGCUUUCAGCCGGGACUUCGUCAUUGACUUCAACGGAGCCGCGCCGUUACUUCUAAACUGCGCCACCGCCGUCAAAUCUACCUCCUACCACUCCAUCAGAUGCGACUCCACAAGAUGCAAAUUCGCAAACCCUAACACUUCAUGUCCCAAGAACAUUACCAACAAUAAGCCCACCUGUCGUAAAUACGUUUCAACAUCGUUGUCGGCUCGACCAGUCAAUGCCAGGCUCCUCCGAGACACCCAGGGGCGGACGUACGAUUUAUCUUACACCCCUGAGGGAGUAUUCGUCAUGGACACCGGAAAGAUCUCGACGUUGACGUUGACUUGCACAGACGAUGCUACUGCCUUGAAACCUAUCCCUAAGGCUUUCGGUGGAUACAUUGGUUUCGGUAACAACCACUUAUCGAUUCCCUCGCAGCUCGUCCCAAUGUACAAGCUCCCUCCAAAGAUGUCGCUUUGCUUGCCUUCCACGGAAGGGAUGGAGUCUUAUCCUGGUGGCCUUUGGAUCGGUGGAGGUCCUUUUUACUAUCUCCCUUACCUUAAAGAUGUCUCUAAGAUCUUUGCAUCCACUCCUCUGAUCGGUAAUAACAAAGGUGAGUACUUAAUCGAUGUGAAGUCCAUUGAAAUUGGUGGUAAGACUAUUCCUAUUCUCCAUGGACCAACAAAGAUAUGCACUCUGGCUCCUUACACGGUAUUGCAAAGCUCCGUUUACAAGGCUCUGGUCACAGCCUUUGUUGGAAGUGUCAAGAUGGAUAAAGCUCCAACGGCGAAGCCUUUCAGUGCGUGCUUCCACUCAGAUGGAGGGCGUGGAGUUCCAGUGAUCGACCUGGUGAUGAGUGGAGGGGCUAAAUGGAUGAUCCACGGUUCGAAUUCUCUGGUGAAGGUUAGUAAAGAUGUGGUUUGUUUAGGGUUUGUGGACGGAGGUGUGAACCCGAAGAACCCGAUUUUGAUCGGAGGUUUUCAGAUGGAGGAUAAUUUGGUGCAGUUUGAUCUCAAAGCUUCCAAGUUUUCUUUCUCCUCUUCUCUUUUGCUUCAUAACACUUCUUGCUCAAUUGCUAGGUUAUUUGGUAUGUAA